Molecule: messenger RNA, 1824 nt
Organism: Schistosoma turkestanicum
Lineage: Eukaryota; Metazoa; Platyhelminthes; Trematoda; Strigeidida; Schistosomatidae
Source: the annotation of a GenBank genome assembly
UACAGAUUAUUUGUUAAAGAAAUGAAAAAAAUCCUUUACACCUUCAUACUUUUCAUUUGUGGUGUCACAUUAUUUCUAUGUUUAAUAUUUCACCAAUGGUUAUCAUAUUCUGUUGUGAAUAUCCCAAAGUCCCAACCUAAAAUCGAUUCGGAACUUGCAUUAUUUAUAACAAAUGAAUUAUCUCGACUUUUACGUCCAGACAUUCCAACAGUGGAAGAUGUCGGUGACACUGUAGUGAGAAAUUGGUUUAAACAUGAAAAUGAAUUUUGUCUAAAAGUUUUGAAUGGGACUCAUCAUUUGUUCAACAGUGAAGGCUGUCGAAAUAGUUGUUUAAUUUUAAACCAACCAUUUAAUCGACGUAGCGUCAUUAUUAUACCAUAUCGAAAUCGUGCAGAACAUUUGAUGAAGUUAAUUCCACGUCUGGUUGAACUACUGACUAAACAGAAUUUAUGUUAUCUACUAAUUGUUUCUGAACAGAUUGAUCAGCAGCCAUUUAAUAAGGGAAUAGUCAUGAAUACUGCUUUUGUGGAAGCAUUGAAUUGGUUGCCAUUUCAUUGUGCAAUAUUUCACGAUGUCGAUCUGUUACCAAUGAACAAUGAAGUAGAUUAUACAUGUUCAAUCUAUCCCAAACAUAUAAGUAUUAGUGUGGAUAAAUUUCAAAACAGGCUUCCUUACAUUGAACUAAUAGGUGGAGUGUUAUCGAUUCCGCUUAAAGCUUUUCUUCAUGUCAAUGGAUAUUCCAAUUUAUUUUGGGGCUGGGGUGCAGAAGAUGAUGAUAUGUAUGAAAGGCUUACGAUAAACGAAAUUCCUGUCAUUCGUCCUGAUCCAAAUAUAGCACAAUUCACAAUGCUCAAACAUAAACCAAGUCUUGCAUUCCAUUCAGACUUAAGAAAUCAAAUAUUAUCUUUCACAAAAGUAAGAUAUCGUCUCGACGGAAUCAAUAGUUUGAAUUAUACACUUGUUGAAUCAAAAAUCAAAUCGUAUAGUCAAUUUCACAGCUUAUUCAUUAACAAUGAAGCAGCUACAACGCAACUUUCACAUGAAAUCAACACUUUCCGAUCAAUUUUCAAAUUGAAUAGUCCAAUUUUACAUUUAAAAAUUGACGUCGGUAAGCCCACAGUUGAGUUCAUUCCAGGAAAAAAUCGUAAAUGAGAAGAAGCAAAUCACGUUUAAAGAAAAAUUUUUUUUGCAACUUGGAUCUCCAUUAAAUCAAAAACACUAUUAGUCAACAGGGUAAUUAAGAGCAAAUAUUGAAUGAUUGUAACGCCAUUGACAAACUGAAAACGAUAGAUGAAGACUGUACGAGCCAUACAACUAGUCAUUUUUAUACCAUUCAUGAAUACGUCGUCAAUCAAAAAGACAGAAAUGAGAUGAUAACAUUACAAGACAUCUGUCGAAGGCCAGUCACAGUUGGAUUGAUUUGACUGUAUGGUGAAGAGUCAGUCAGAAAGAUUAUAAACAGUCUAAUCUAAUCGACAUUGGCGAGACAUUAAUCUUCAGAAUGAAUAAUCAUGACACCACCUAAGACGUCGAUGCUGAAAAUGACUAAUCAUAUGAAACGAAUCAUGCAUAAUUCAACUAAAAGAUUCCCUGAACGAAUUUCUAAAGAAACAGAUUCCUUUCUGAUGGUGUUCUCUUUCCUGAACAAAUAUCCAUACAUUAAAAUUAGAAAGAAAAAUUACAUGAUAUUCAGUGUAAUCAGACAUGUGUAUUUAUUGUACGCAUUUAUGUUAGAUACUUUUCCUUUUUGUCUCCACAUUUUAUCUGUUACGUAAUGAACAUUAAAAUCAAAGUAUUCUUCACUUAAUAAAUUGUGAAGUCCUA